Dendronephthya gigantea is the source of this 879-nucleotide messenger RNA. RefSeq names its product ras-like GTP-binding protein rhoA. The coding region runs from base 91 to 759 and encodes 222 amino acids. Gene Ontology annotation, molecular function: GTPase activity; GTP binding. Gene Ontology annotation, biological process: small GTPase-mediated signal transduction. The record is from RefSeq and is a predicted model, not a curated record. NCBI's taxonomy places the organism in Eukaryota, Metazoa, Cnidaria, Anthozoa, Malacalcyonacea, Nephtheidae. The transcript has 2 exons.
UAUCAAAAGUUGUGAACUUGAAAGAAAACCAGCCACGUACGAAAUUAUUGCUCGCCAAGCCGAUCACGUAGUAUUGGGUAAAAGGCAACGAUGUCGGUGAAGACAUUGAAAAGAGCGUUAAGUUUUAGACAGGAUAAAAAAAAUACUAUCAAACAAGGUCCGAAAAAGACUUUGAACAUUGUGAUAGUUGGAGAUGGAGAUACGGGCAAAACAUGCUUAUUGAUGUCGUUCAAAGGACGACCAUUCCCAACGGACUAUGUUCCGACCGUUUUUGAGACCUACACACGUGACAUACGUCUUGACGGCGAGGCUAUUCAACUUGGACUGUGGGACACCGCUGGUCAGGAGGGGUAUGAUCGCUUGCGCCCUUUGGCGUAUCCUCAUUGCGAUUGUUUCGUUAUUUGUUACGCUGUGGAUUCACCCGACUCACUUAAAAAUGCCAAAGAAAAAUGGUUGCCAGAAUUAGAACACUUCAGUCCAAAUGUGCCAAAGAUUUUGGUUGCGACAAAAAAGGAUAUACGAAGAAGAACAUUGGCUAUAAUGGAUAUUUUGAACGGGAACAAAACUCCCAGUAUCGUAAGCUAUGAAGAAGGGUUGUGCACAGCAGCGGAGAUUGGUGCUGCGAGGUUUUUGGAAACUUCAGCGUUAUGUAAUGAUGGUGUGAGGGAAAUGUUUGCGCAGACAGCAAGAGUUGCAUUGGAAGCAAGAGAAGAGAAGGAAUGUAAGAAAAAAAAGAAUGAAAGAUGCUCCAUUAUGUAAUGUGCUAGCUAAAACAUCAAAUACAUUCUGGAACAAUCGUAUUGAGAUCGAUGCCAUAACGAAACUUGAGUUUACAGGCAACUGACGAUCGCAACAAUCUUGUAGUUUUGGAUCAAAUAG